Dimorphilus gyrociliatus is the source of this 2231-nucleotide messenger RNA. The record is from the annotation of a GenBank genome assembly. Lineage: Eukaryota; Metazoa; Annelida; Polychaeta; Dinophilidae.
GUAUGUAUAAUUCAAAAAAAAAGAAAAAACAUUAUUAUUUCCAUUCGAUGGGUGAUUUCCCGUCAACCGAACCCAGGAGGGGGUGGCGCCGCGCUUUCUUAUGUCAAUAAAAAUUCCAAGUUGUCCAUUCCGUGGACUUCUGAAUUUAAAUCUACAAAAUUUGAGAGAAGAAAGAGACAGCACGUGCGAUUGAAGUUUCAAAGACGCAGGGGUUCUACGUGGAAAUUCUUCUUCCAUUUAACAUAUGCAAUUAUCCAGCUUAAUUAUUUAGUUGGCGAAUUUUUCACGCCUUCCUAUGGUUCUAUUAACUAUAUAAUUAACGGUUUGAUGUCCAGGAAUGAUAGCAGAGUUUACGGAAAUAGUAAACAAAGAGAAGCAAAGAACAAUAGCAUGGAAAUAUAACGGUCAUUAAAAGCGGGGGUGGAGAGAAAGGAAUAUAUCGAUCUCAAUCGUACGGAAAUAGUUCGCUUUUCGUCAUUUUACACAGUUUGCAAGGUGAAAGUCUGUGCUUCUACACACUGAUCUUUAAUUUACAAUAUAGAGAAUGUCUGUAUAUAUACAUAACUAAAGAGAGCAUUUUAUAACAUAUAAUGUAGACACGCGUCUUUUAUCGUUUGCGUGACCUGGCGGAAGUUUUAGAAAAGGAGAAACGUUUCAAAGAAUUUACCGGAUAUAGCAAUUUGUACGUCUAUAAAAUGACAGACGUUCUAAUUUUCCUGCUGUCUCUACAUCCUUAGAAACUUGAAACGGCUAACAUUUGAAUGACUAGCCCCAUUGGGAUCGGAAACGAAUUAUCUUUGCCGCACCAUAUACAAAUCUAUUGCUUAUUUAGGUUCUUUUAGCUCAAAUCUCCUGCCAAAGUUUUCUCUGAGACGUCUUCUUCGGUACAAAAUUUGUUUACAUAAAUUACAACGAAGUUACUAUUUACAGACAAAAGUAAUGUUUGAUUUAUAUUCGGACAUCUCUGAUUGGGUAGAAAUAUACAUCACGUGGUACCAAACGAAUGAUGAUUGGUCAGAGGAUGUCAAGCAUCACUGCCAAUUAUAUUGGAAUAGAAAUAAAGUGACAUUCGAGAUGUUUAAACUAUUGAAGAAUGUCCAGAGUCGUUGCUGAUAUAAGCCGAACACAUCGAAUGGAUUCGGCCUCAUCAGGUCAAGGUCACUACUUAAGUUCAGAGAAUCCUCGCGUUCUCAAUCAAUUCGUAGCGAGUGCUCCUUCAACCGCCAUGUGUCUAUCCUUAAAUUUUCGCUGGCCGCUAGUUCUGCCUCAUUUUAGACCUCCCUAUCUACCACCAACUCCCAUGCCACACUUAACUUCUCCUUUCUUCCCGGUCUUUAAUGCUCAUUCGAAGAAAUUAUAUAAUUGUCAGUUAUGCAGAUAUGUUACCGAUCGAAAGAAUAAUCUUAAGCGGCACGUUUCUACAAUGCAUCAAAGUUGUGACAAACUACUGGAAUGCUGCAACGUUUCCUUUAAAAAUAAAGCUGCGCUUAGGGAUCACGUCCUUAUCUUCCAUUCAAAUGGAUAUAUGUGCCGUUUUUGCGGGCGAAAUUUUUGUCGUAAAGCACUAUUAAAAAGACACCUAGCCGUCCAUAGUGGGAAAAAAGAUUUCACAUGUACCCAAUGCGAUUACGCUACAUCUCACAAAUCAAAUUUAGAACGGCAUAAGAAAGUUCACGAAAGGCAUUCUCACAAAGAAGAAAUACAAGAGGUAAAAAAAGAAGAAUCUAGUGAAGCUGAAGAAGAAGAGGAGGAAGAAGAUGAAAUAGACGAAGAAGACGAAGAGGAGGAUGAAGAAGGAGAACCUGAGUGUAUUAUUGAUGUUGGGUAGUAGAAACGUUUUGUUUAAAUCAAGUAGAGUGAAGAGGAGGAGCAAGAGUCUUACCCUAAUUUAUAAGCACUGUAAAGACGUGCACAUAUAUUUAUUAUACUGUAGAAUACACAGUAUAUUUUAAAUGUACCGUCUACCGUUCCAAUUUCUCGGUAGUCUUCUUAUUUAUAAUACUAGAAGGAAAGAAACCAUUUUAGGCAUGCUUUGUUGUAAAAAUUCAGUGUUCUAAGCAAAAAAAGAGUCUUGUCUAAUCUGUAUAUUCCGUACUUGAAUUGUGAAUUCUCGAAGAAGAAAAAGAAGAAAAAAAGUGCGUGUUUAGGUGUUAAUGUUCCAUUCUUUUAAAUGUAUUUUCGUGAUUGUCAUCUCUCUCUCUCUCUCUCUCUCUCUCUCUCUCUCUCUCUCU